AUGGGGAACAGCAUGAGUUCGCCUUCUUCAAAGGUGCAUAGCGCCUGUUUUAAUGCACAACAAGAUUGUUUUUCUGUCGCUACCGAUUCUGGUAUACGAUUGUUUAAUUCACACCCGGCCGUUCUUCUUCGUAGCUUCAGCCGAGAACAGAUUGGUGGCGUCAAAGUGAGCAGUAUUCUGCACAGAUCAAACAUUAUUGUCUUUGUUGGGGGAGGAAGUUAUGCGAAAUUCCCAUCGAAUACGGUUAUGGUUUGGGAUGAUAAACGACAGGAGCUUGUUCUCGAGGUCACCGUUGCGGGCGGUCCCAUUCUCAAUGUUCUACUUUCCUACUCCAAACUAAUAGUUCUGCAGGAGAAAAGAAUCCAUGUCUUCCAAUUUCCUAGUCCAUGUAAGCUGAUCAGAACGGAAGAGAUUCGUUGUAACCCUGCCGGUCUCGCCGCAAUUGGCUGCGAUUUCAACGGCACUUCACAAAUGUUGGCCUAUCCGGGUUUCAAAGUAGGAAGUGUUCAGCUUGUAAAUUUGAAUAAUAUGAGUGAAUGCGCCUCACUUUCACCUCGAGGUAUUGAUGCUCAUUUAACGGAAGUUACUCAAUUAGCUCUAAACAAUCAAGCAACACUUCUAGCUACUGGAUCAACUAAAGGAACUGUUAUAAGGAUUUUCGACACAAACUCUCCUACAACUCGAUGCCUCAUGGAAUUCCGUCGAGGAGCUGAUCCAUGUACACUCCACUGCCUGCAGUUCUCCCCUUGCUCAAGCUUUCUUGCUGUUUCUAGUGAUAAGGGCACUAUUCAUAUAUUCACUCUAAGAGACACAGAAGAUGCAAGAAAAGGUCUUCUGCAUAAGGUUGGAUUGACAAAAGGGGAACGACGUAGUUCGGUACAGAUUUCUCUUGAGCCGCGAGUGUUAGCCUGUGGUUUUAUUAAAGCUACAUCCUCUUCUAUGCAGUCUAUAGUGGCUAUCUGCCAAGACGGCUCUUAUCACAGGUUCUCUUUUGGCGCAGAUGGUUCGACUAAACGGGAAGGAUUCGACUAUGUAAUGCAGCUUGGCGACGAACAAGAAUUCUGGACCAAACCUUUUUGA
Messenger RNA from Necator americanus (New World hookworm), 1080 nucleotides. RefSeq lists its product as uncharacterized. The coding region runs from base 1 to 1080 and encodes 359 amino acids. The transcript is spliced from 11 exons. The record is from RefSeq and is a predicted model, not a curated record. Gene Ontology annotation, cellular component: extrinsic component of membrane; phagophore assembly site membrane; cytosol. Gene Ontology annotation, molecular function: phosphatidylinositol-3-phosphate binding; phosphatidylinositol-3,5-bisphosphate binding; protein binding. Gene Ontology annotation, biological process: nucleophagy; autophagy of mitochondrion; protein lipidation. NCBI's taxonomy places the organism in Eukaryota, Metazoa, Nematoda, Chromadorea, Rhabditida, Ancylostomatidae.